AUGCUUCUUUUGCCUAGAAAUUUGUCAUCGAAUUCCAUCACCGUUUUGAGUAGUGGAGUAUUCACAGGACUACGAUCUCUUCAAUAUCUGUUUUUAACUGACAACCAUAUCCAUGUCAUCGAAGGGCAUGCCUUUGAAUCCCUGGGGAAUCUCCAGUAUCUGUUCUUUCUUGGCACUGAAUUGGGAGCUGUAGACUCGAAUGCACUUGCUGGACUUGUAUCCUUAGAGAAAAUGUCUACCUCUGACAAUCGCCUGUGUUGUCUUUUAGCGGAAAAUACCACUUGCGCGAGGACAUCCCAGACCAGUCCCUUGGACACCUGUAGCAGAUUAUACCCAAACUUGGCCUUGAGGAUUGCAGGGUGGGUCAUGGGUUUAUUGGCCUUAGCUGGCAACGGCACCGUUCUCUUCCUUCGGCUUCGGGAUAGAACUCACAAGAAAGAUAAGAAGAAAAUGAAAGACACAGUCCAGAAUACCAUGAUAACUAGCUUGGCGAUGGCUGAUAUGUUGAUGGGAGUUUACAUGAUUAUCAUUACGUCUGCCGAUCUUAAGUAUGGCAAUACCUUCUACCUGAGUGCCCUUCAGUGGCGGGAUUCCAACAUGUGUAGAUUUGCUGGAUUUCUAGGAUUCUUAUCCAGUGAAGCAUCGGUUCUGACCCUGACCUUGAUAACCAUUGAUAGGUUCAUAUGCAUCAUGUUUCCAUUCAGGCCAGAGUUUAGACUUGGUCACAAGGGGUCUAUAAUUCUUGUUGCUGCAGCGUGGUCCUUCACUGUAAUGUUGAGUAUCACAUUGGUGAUCGUUACAUCAUACAGACCUGACGUAUACGGACUUUCCGAUGUUUGCCUUGGUCUACCGCUGCAUGUUGAGGCGAAAGAUACUGGAUUUUUGGAAAUCACUGGACAUUUCUUCUUUGAGUACCAAGUAGAUUUCAAAAUCAAUGAAAGCGGUUCUAGGCCUCCAUGGUUGUUUUCCAUAAUAAUUUUCAUUGGCUUCAAUCUAGUGUCUUUCACUUUCAUGUCGAUAUGUUACAUAACGAUGUUUAUCACGUCCAGGCGUUCUUCGGCCAAAGUGCGCAGCAGCAAACCCAAUAGGCAAGAGACUAAACUGGCAGUCCGUAUGGCGAUGAUCGUUGCUACAGACCUUGCUUGUUGGAUGCCAGUCAUCAUCAUGGGUAUCCUGUCUCAGACCGGAGCAGUCACCCUUGAUCCUUCCCUCUAUGCUUGGACAGUGAUUCUCAUCGUCCCUAUCAAUUCAUCAAUCAAUCCGUUCCUAUAUACCUUCAUCGUUUAUAUCGAUGGCAUGAAGGCGAAAAAGAAGACUGGGAUCAAAGACAACAAAAUCAACCUACAAGAGGUUAAAAACGAGGACAGAGGGAACCACCUACCAUCCAACGCAAGUGCUGCUGAAACUCCUGGACCCGGUCUCACAAAGAGUUGCGAUUAAUCAGUACGAUCUCGAGUAUAUGGGAAUCCAUCAAGUGAUAUGAUUCAA
Messenger RNA from Lytechinus variegatus (green sea urchin), 1488 nucleotides. Its product is annotated as G-protein coupled receptor GRL101-like. Gene Ontology annotation, biological process: G protein-coupled receptor signaling pathway. Bases 1 to 1440 code for a protein of 479 amino acids. Gene Ontology annotation, cellular component: membrane. Gene Ontology annotation, molecular function: G protein-coupled receptor activity; protein binding. The transcript has 4 exons. NCBI's taxonomy places the organism in Eukaryota, Metazoa, Echinodermata, Echinoidea, Temnopleuroida, Toxopneustidae. The record is from RefSeq and is a predicted model, not a curated record.